Linum tenue is the source of this 111-nucleotide messenger RNA. NCBI's taxonomy places the organism in Eukaryota, Viridiplantae, Streptophyta, Magnoliopsida, Malpighiales, Linaceae. The record is from the annotation of a GenBank genome assembly.
AUGAUUCUGCAGAAUUUCUCGUUAAGCUCUCACCUUAUGCACACGCCCUCAAUACUGUUUAUGUUGCUUCAACCACAGCAUGGAGCCCAACUGAUCCUCCACAAACUCUAG